UUGUUUUCAAAACCAAAGCAACUUGAUUCCCUGAAAUUAAUAUAACUGUAGCAAUCAAAAUGGUUUGUGAAAAGUGCGAGUCUAAGUUAACAAAAGUCUCUGCGCCAAAUCCUUGGAAAACCAGUAAUGCGACUGCAGGUGGACGGAAAGUAAAUGAAAACAAAGCAUUGUCGUCUGCCAGAGAGCGUUACAGCCCAAUGGGCAAGAGUUUGGCUCCCUGUCGUAUUUGCAGACAGAAAGUGCAUCAAAUGGGAGCCCAUUACUGCCAGGCUUGCGCCUACAAAAAGGCUAUUUGCGCAAUGUGCGGCAAAAAAAUGCUCAAUACAAAGAACUACAAACAAAGCUCAACAUAGCGCAGCUCUAUUGAAAAUAUCAAUAACAAAUGGAUUAAUCUUAAUGUAGAUAUAAAAACACCGUUUUUAAUAUAUA
Molecule: messenger RNA, 429 nt
Organism: Scaptodrosophila lebanonensis
Lineage: Eukaryota; Metazoa; Arthropoda; Insecta; Diptera; Drosophilidae
Product: cysteine-rich PDZ-binding protein
Exons: 2
Coding region: 60-353 (97 amino acids)
Biological process (GO): cytoplasmic microtubule organization
Cellular component (GO): dendrite
Molecular function (GO): microtubule binding; PDZ domain binding
Source: RefSeq, a predicted model, not a curated record